Messenger RNA from Triticum turgidum subsp. durum (durum wheat), 729 nucleotides. Lineage: Eukaryota; Viridiplantae; Streptophyta; Magnoliopsida; Poales; Poaceae. The record is from the annotation of a GenBank genome assembly.
AUGCCCAAUAAAAGCGUUGACACUAUUCUUUUUGAUCCAGAGAGAAGUAAGGAGCUAGACUGGAGAAAGAGAUUAAAGAUAAUAAGUGGGAUUGCUCGAGGAUUACAAUAUCUUCAUGAGGAUUCGCAGCUGAGAAUAAUCCACAGGGACCUCAAAACGAGCAAUGUUCUGUUAGACUCCGAUUACACUCCUAAGAUUUCAGACUUCGGCUUGGCAAGGCUAUUUGGAGUAGAUCAAACAAGGGAGGUGACAAACCGAGUUGUUGGGACGUAUGGAUACAUGGCCCCGGAAUAUGCGGUGCGUGGCCAGUUUUCUGUAAAAUCGGACGUGUUUAGCUUUGGCGUUUUGAUGUUAGAGGUGGUGACAGGAAGACGAAGCAGUUGCUCCUGGAACUUCGACGAGUCUGUCAAUCUCUUAAGUCUGGUAUGGGAACACUGGACCAUGGGUACAACUGCAGAGAUCAUAGACUCAUCUCUGAGAGGCCAUGCCCCAAGAAACCAGGUGGUGAAGCUUUUUCACAUCGGCCUGCUCUGUGUCCAAGAUAACCCAGCAGAUAGGCCUACGAUGUCCACAGUAAAUUUCAUGCUUAGCAGUAACACUGUGUCUCUCCGGUCUCCAUCCAAGCCAUCAUUUCUCAUGUGCAUGAGCCCUACUUCUUCCGAGUCGACCGAUAUGCCAGGUAUGGCAUCACCAAAUGAAGUUUCAAUCACGGAGCUUGAACCAAGAUGA